AUGCACCUUAUCCCUCUUCCCUUUCCAUCGUUUCUGUCCUUCCAGGUUCUGAAGAUCUUCGUCCAUACUGCCGUUACAGUCCAUCUCUGUGGCCACGGAUCGCCUCACUUUCUGACAGAACUUAGACGGAACUCCACCUUCAUCCAGCAGGCCUCAGUUUACAGUGGUCCCCCUGAUCCCAUCCAUGGCAUUGCUCUGUAUCAGAAAGUGAGGGCCACAGCACAGGACAUAGUCAGGUUACUUUUCUCAGGCACAGCCUCUCCCCAGAGCAGCAAACUAGCCAUGCCCAACAUGGGUGAGUACAUUAUAUUGUUGUUAUUCCAUGUUCUGCAUGUCUACCUUACAUUUACAUGUUAGUCAUUUAGCAGGUGCUCUUAUCCAGCACUACUAACAAUUAG
Molecule: messenger RNA, 398 nt
Organism: Salvelinus namaycush (lake trout)
Lineage: Eukaryota; Metazoa; Chordata; Actinopteri; Salmoniformes; Salmonidae
Product: AP-4 complex accessory subunit tepsin-like
Exons: 5
Coding region: 1-357 (118 amino acids)
Cellular component (GO): trans-Golgi network membrane
Source: RefSeq, a predicted model, not a curated record